Clupea harengus (Atlantic herring) is the source of this 4213-nucleotide messenger RNA. It is a transcript of the gene lrrn2, whose product is annotated as leucine rich repeat neuronal 2. Gene Ontology annotation, molecular function: protein binding. The record is from RefSeq and is a predicted model, not a curated record. Lineage: Eukaryota; Metazoa; Chordata; Actinopteri; Clupeiformes; Clupeidae.
UUUUCUCUCUCUCUUUUCCAGAUAUGCUCCUGUCUCUGGCAUCUCUCUCUCAUGCCCAGCAAAAUCACCAUGUGAGAGGGACUCACUGACAGGCCGAGAGAGAGAGAAAUCCCUAUCGCAGGAAAUCAGGGUACAGAGCUUCCCUGGCCGAAAGCUUCCAUACGAGGAGAGAGAACUUCAGCUCACAUCAAUCUCGCUGACAACUUAAGAGGAGUAUGCAACAGACAAUGACAGCGCUAAACUCAAGUGAACCUAAAACUUUCCUUUAACUUCAUAAAGAUCAGUGAGGAAACUUUUUUUGAAAGACUGUUUCAUAAGGUUCCAGAGCACAAUAUCCGAGAGGUUAAACCCUGAGGAAAUGAAAAGAAAAAUGAUGAAGAUUACCAUGUUUCUGUUGCAAACUCUCCUGUUCCUCGGAGCAGCUAGCUCCCUCGUCAUACACUCGAUGCCCUGGAGGGUGGCCUGUCCUUAUCAGUGUGUGUGUCAGAUCAAGCCCUGGUACUCGCCCCAGUCUGUCUACAAGGAGGCCCCGACGGUGGACUGCAACAACCUUCUGCUCACCUCUCUCCCCUCAUCACUGCCCAUCGACACCCAGACCCUCCGGCUGCAGAGCAACCUCAUCAGCUCCCUGGACCAGAGCGAGCUGGACGGCCUGGCUAACCUCACCGAGCUGGACCUCUCUCAGAACAGCUUCAGCACCACACGCCAGGUCCGGAUCACAGAGCUGCCGUCCCUCCUGAGCCUCCACCUGGAGGAGAACCAGCUGAGACACCUACCUGAUGCCGCGUUCUCGGGCCUUCCGGCUCUCCAGGAGCUGUACCUGAACCACAACCGCCUGAGGAGCAUCUCCCCCGGGGCCUUCAAGGGCCUGCGGAACCUGCUUAGGCUCCACCUGAACUCCAAUCAGCUGGUGGUGAUUGACAGGCGCUGGUUCCAUCACCUGCCCUUGCUGGAGGUUCUGAUGAUAGGGGGAAACCCGGUUGACACAAUACAGGACCUCAACUUCAAGCCUUUGGCCUCCCUGCGCAGCCUGGUUCUGGCGGGAAUGGGUUUACGCGAGCUAUCUGAGCGAUCCCUUGAGGGGCUGACCAACCUGGAGAGCAUCUCCUUCUACGACAACCUGCUGACAAAAGUGCCGAAGGAGGCCCUGCAGAAACUCCCAGAGUUGAAGUUCCUCGAUUUGAACAAGAACCCAAUCCAGCUGGUGCAGAAAGGAGACUUCCGGGACAUGCUUCACCUGAAGGAGCUGGGCUUGAACAACAUGGACGAGCUGGUUUCCAUUGAGCACUCCGCCAUGGAGAACCUUCCUGAGCUAACCAAACUGGAGAUCACCAACAACCCACGGCUCUCCUACAUCCACCCCAAGGCCUUCCAGCGCCUGUCCAGCAUGGAGAGUCUGAUGCUGAACAGCAACGCCCUGAGCGCCCUGCACCGCCAGACCGUCCUGUCCCUGCCCAACCUGCAGGAGAUCAGCCUGCACACCAACCCCAUCCGCUGCGACUGCCUCAUCCGCUGGAUGGGCGCAGACAACGACAAGCCAGUGCGCUUCAUCGAACCUCAAUCCACUUUCUGCUCGGAGCCGCCCGAGCUGAAGGCCCGGCGGGUCAAAGACGUGUCGUUCCGCGAGAUGGCGGACAGCUGCCUGCCGCUCAUAGCUCCCAGCACCUUCCCCACCUUCAUUCAGGUGAAGCACGGCGAGAACAUUGCCCUUCACUGCCGGGCCCUGGCAGAACCAGAACCGGGCAUCUACUGGGUCGUUCCCAAAGGGAUUCGGCUAUCGCCUUCAACCAGCUAUGGGCGGUACCAAGUUCUGACCGAGGGGACGCUGGAGAUUUUAGGGGUCACCUCGGAAGAGGCCGGGUUCUACACCUGUGUGGCCCAAAACCUGGUGGGGGCAGACACGAGGAGCCUGACGCUGAGGGUGGAGGGGACGCCGUGGACUCCAGUGGCAAACGCCAGGCAGAGCGAAGACAAGCUGGAGGUGCGAGAUGUGAACGAGCGCUUCGCUCUUCUCUCCUGGCAGGCGGGACGCAAUGUCCCCACCGCCUGGCUGUCGUGGCUGUCCAACAGCAGCCUGGAGGACACACGCCGGCACAGCCGACGCAUCCUAGCCGGCACCCGUGGCUUCAACCUCACCCGUCUCCAGCCUGGGACGCACUACAAGGUGUGCCUCCACACGGGCCCCAACGAGACCUCCUGCGUCCACCUCAGGACGAAAGAGCUCCCGGCCACGGGCGAAACUCCAGACCUGGCGCCCGCCGUCCUGCUCGCCGUGUCCGCUCUGCUUCUCCUGCUCGCGGCUAGGACCUGUCAGGGCGGAGCCUCGCUCGGCUGGAAGGACGAAGAGAUGGAGAAGCCGCACACACUGCUCCUAUCACAGGAGGCAAAGGUAUUCAAGGCUCCCAUUCUUUAUCCUCCACCUCUUGCCCAGAAGCAGCAGCAGGAGUUGCCUGACAAAGGCGGGAAGUCUUCUGAGGAGCCAAAGAGCAAAGAGCUCCUGAAGUGUCAACAGAGCCAGAUAGUUCAGGACCCGCCACAGGAGAAGUGCUGAGUGGGUAACAUCAAAGAUGAAGGAAUUAACAGCGACAAGAACACAAGCCUUGUGAAGCUUUCUACAGUUGCAGAACUAACAAUCAAACCCAAGUUGGAAUAACUUAAAACUACACAACUCACACCGUGAAAUAGAAACUGUACACACUCUAUAACAUUGUAAAAACUGAUUUAUUGGUAUUUAUACAAAUUGGUAUUUAUACAAGAGUAUACAUACAAUAUAUAUAUAUAUAUAUAUAUAUAUAUAUAUAUAUAUUGAAAACAUUCAUAAAUGUUUUCAGAUGUAUACAUCAUGAAAACAAAUGUUUCGGAGUCAUGAUGGAAAAAAAGGAACAAUGAACUCAACAGACUGUAUAAGAAAUGUCCAAACGUGUAAUAAUAUAUUUUUUCAUACAAAGAAAGAGAGUGAACUGACUUGACAGGUGGUUCACAUAAGAUGUGAAGUGGGUCAACCCAGCUGUCUCUAAAGAGACAAACACCUGAGUCUGGGGGGAGGGGGAGGACUUUCAGGUACCAACUGUUCAGGUAAAAAGGAAAGGUACUUUUCUAUUUUUUAAGACUACGGGGAGAGCAAUGAGAAGACUGCUGUUACUAAGGGGGCAGGAUGUCUAUGGAUGCAGUGAGAGCACACUGCUCACAGUUAAAUACUAGGCAACACAGAGGAAGCAGACACAACAGAGGAACAGUUCAUACAAUGAACAAUUCCACAUCAGCAUCUCCAUACAGGCAUGAGGCGCAAUGGACGACUCUUUCAGUUCUGUGGCAUCUGUGGUUUACGAUGACAAACGAGCGAAAAGAUCACCUGGAUGACGCAGGUGAUGAUCAAACUGUGAAUCACGAUGCCUGUGCGACACUCGUUUAGCGACAUGUGAUGUGUCCUGAAACGUGACGGAGAAAAGGGGGAAAAGUUCUGGAGGGAACAGGGAGAAAGCUUGAGGAAACUCUGUAGGGAGGGGAGGGGAGGGGUGGGGAGGGGUAUGGCACAAGAGCCUGUCCCCCUGCGGCAGAGACAAGGCAACAUUUGGUGCCGGUGGUGUAGAAGAAGGAUUGUGUGUCUGUCUUACUGUGAGAAACCGAUAGCGAGAUCUCACUCUCACGCAGUGAAAAUGCCACGGCAACAGCAGACGAGAGUGCCAUUUCCUCUUUGAAAAUUGAGAAACCUGCCAAUGACAUGACCUUUCUUUUCCUCCCGGUCAGAUUGCUGGGUGCAACCACCAAAUCUGUGUCCCAGCCAGACUGACUUUGAACUUGAAAAAGGGACGACAAAGUAGGUUGGAACACGGCGGAGGAGUAAGGGAAGACGUCUGAUGUAACAGACACGCAAAGCACCCAGGAGGCAGUGCUUCUACCUUCACUCCAGUUUCUUGAGCAUAGGGAGGCCAUUUUCUAAUGUAAUGUCAUUUUAUGGUAGCUCAGCUUCGUUUCUAUUUUUUUUUGUCUUUCUGUGACUGAUGUGUCCUUAUGUUUCAAUGAUCCCCUCUGACUGCCCUGUAACGACCUUUUUUGGAAACUGGUUCAUUUUAUGUUUUAUUUCUACCCCCAAGCUGUACAUAAAUCGAUCUGAAUUUCCUAUUCAAUGUACUGCUUCUCUUUCAGAGAUAAUUUAGAUGACUUAUGUGUUAAAUACUAUUUUCAGCUAUUAUUAAAACAUUUUGGACUGAUA